UAAUCUAUUAUAAUAAACAGAUUCGGUGACAUGUAUUAAGUGAAGGAAUGUAUUGUGGUUAUGGAUAAGCUCAAUCAUGAUCAAGAAGAAAUAUGUGCAGAUUUAAAUUGUACAACUAGUAAAACUGAUAUGAGAGAGCGUUUUAGCUUUCCUGAAGAAAAUACUUUAUGUAAAGAAUGGGUGCUGAAUUGUUGUCGAUACGAUCUCUUAAAUUACAGUACAAAAUACCUUCACCAGAAUUAUAAAUUAUGUUCCAUUCACUUUGAAGAUAAUCAGUUUUUUGAUUCCAAAAGAAAAUUGCUCAAACCAAAUGCCAUACCCACAAAAUUUAAUAUUUCUUUUUCUCCAAGUAACACAGUUGAAACUAUUGAGACAGAUGAAGGUGUUGGACAUUCAGAAGCAUUAGAUACAUACAAAAUAUAUACUUAAAUGGAGUGUAAAAACAAGACAAAACAGAAAGAAAACGUUUUGACCAACAUCAAUCAUCAUCAGGAACAUUCAGAAGAUUAUAGAAUGCCAUUACAGCAAGGCACAAUAGAAUACUAUUGUGCCCUGUAUUAUAGCCAAAAGCAUUCCUGAUGAUAUAGAACACUUAACACAGUACUGGUGUUUUAAAAUCCUCUAAGCAUUCUAGAUGAUGGAUGUGAUUGAAAAGAGCUAGAAUUUUUUGUAUUUUAUGCUCUACUUAGUAUUUCAGAGCUACCAGGGGUCUUUUUGGUGCAUGAGUGAGAUCACUGAUUUUAUACAAAUAUGGCCCAAGUCACAUAUCAAUAGACUGCAAUAAGUCAAAAUACAAUUUGAUGGAUUUUUAAUUUUACAGCUGUUAUAUAUAACAGAAGAAAAGUAUGGCAAUUGGUCAAAAAAUGACUCAAAUACAUUCAAAAAUUGAGAAAUUAAAAAAUAUUUUGGGUUUUUCAAUAUGGAUGAGUCCAGUGUU
Centruroides sculpturatus (bark scorpion) is the source of this 937-nucleotide messenger RNA. Its product is annotated as 52 kDa repressor of the inhibitor of the protein kinase-like. NCBI's taxonomy places the organism in Eukaryota, Metazoa, Arthropoda, Arachnida, Scorpiones, Buthidae. The record is from RefSeq and is a predicted model, not a curated record. The transcript has 3 exons. The coding region runs from base 61 to 429 and encodes 122 amino acids.